Messenger RNA from Sparassis crispa, 2001 nucleotides. RefSeq lists its product as hypothetical. The transcript is spliced from 4 exons. The record is from RefSeq and is a predicted model, not a curated record. NCBI's taxonomy places the organism in Eukaryota, Fungi, Basidiomycota, Agaricomycetes, Polyporales, Sparassidaceae. The coding region runs from base 1 to 2001 and encodes 666 amino acids. Gene Ontology annotation, biological process: regulation of DNA-templated transcription.
AUGCUGCAGUCGCGCCUCGCCAACGCCCCGCCCCUCCCGCGCCAGCCCUUCGACUUCGGCCGCUCCCGCCCGAACAUCCUAGACGACAUCUCCCUCCUAGUCUCCUCGGUCGUCGCCCAGGACAAGCACCACGUCCGGGGCCAGUCUCCCGCCCCCGGCCAGUCUCCCGAGCCCCCGUCCCCGCCCUCUUCAGACUCCCCCGACUACCACUAUGUUCCCAGCCCCAGCCCCGACACCAUGUACUCCGACCGCUACCCCGACGCGUCCGCUGCCCAGCUCCCGAACCUGUCCUACUCUCUCCAGCACCCCCAGUCCCAUUCGCGCCGCUCCCCCGCGGCUGCCCUCGCCGAGAAUGUCGACCCGUCCUCCGCAGAUAUGUCGGAGCCAGAGCCCGCUCCGUACUCCGCCUCUCCGCUCUCGUCCCCCGAGAUGCAGCACCACCGCCCAAACAAUUUUUCCUUCCCCGCCCCCAUGAGCGCGCCCCACUCUCAGCAACUAUUCAGCUUUUCCACGUCCGCCUCCGUGUCAGCCGCUGGCCCGCCGUCCUCGCUCGAAUAUUCGACCCUCGACCGCCGCAUGUCAGAGCCCGUCCUGGGUGGGGCCCGCCAGAGCUUUCCCGCCGUCUCUACCAACAGCGGCGGCCCAAGCCCGUUCACCUACGACCCCUCCUCCUCGGCGGGAACUACCAUCCUCCCGUCCCCGGUUUCCCCGCGCCCCUCCUCUGCUUCGUUUUCCUCGUACUCCUCCUACGGUCACCCCCGCCAGUCCAGCGGCGACUUCUCUGCGUCUGCACCCAGUGGAUGGUCCCUCAAGCACAGCGCGAGCACCGGCGACCUUGGCCAAGACGCCACCGCGCCACCCGUUUCUCCUGUGUACGCCGGCAGCGUGAGUGGCUCAGAUGUUUCCGGGACCGGGGUGCCCUCGCCGCCCCGCGGUUCUCCAAGGAAGAUUCCCCAAGGGAACGCAGUCAAGAAGCGGCCGCGCAGGCGGUACGACGAGAUCGAGAGGUUGUACCAAUGCAGCUGGCCGAAUUGCACAAAGGCGUACGGCACGCUCAAUCACCUCAACGCGCACGUAACCAUGCAGAAGCACGGCCCAAAGCGCAGUCCGGGCGAAUUCAAGGAGCUCCGCAAACAGUGGCGCCAGCAGAAGAAGGAGGCUGACGAUCAGGAACGCGAGCGUGAAGCACACGCACACGCCCUCAGGGCCAUGCGCGAUCCGUUCACGCACACGCACCUGCACGCGCAAGAGCUCGACCACCACACAUUGACCUCGCGCCACGCGCGCCGGCGGCUCAGCCUCGACCCGUACCCGGACCCGCACAACUUGCAGUACCUCAGCGGCUUCCAGAGCCCGACCAGCCCGUACGCGUUCCCAGGCGUCGCGGUGCAGAGCGCGGGCUAUCCGCCACUCCGGAGCCCCGUCGACGAAGUACAGUUCGUCCACCCCUCUGCGCACCACCCGCACGCGCACCACAUUCAGAGCGACGACGAACUCCAGGGGAUCGCACAGUACUACUCGUCCCAGCAGCAACGCACCCACCACGCGCACGGGGACAUGUCCUGGCCAGGCCCACUGGCGCACCACCAGCAGAGCGAGCUGCGGCACGCGCAGGGGAUGCCCAUGGUGAGCUUGACAGGCGCGACGCGCCCGCUCCACCCGUAUUAUUCGCCGGCGCACCAGCACCAGCAGCAACAGCAACAGCAACAGAUGAGCCUCAGCGCGCUCGCCGCCACGCCCAGCGCGUCCUUCUCCAGCCUCGGUUCUGCGCACGGACACAACGGCUCGAACGGGCACAACGGCGGUGGGGGCGCGAGUGGCGGGAACGGGUACGCGCUAGGCUCGAACCGCCUCCCGCCCGACAGCACCCUCCUCACACCGUUGCCGGGAUACGACCCCGAGUCGGAGCUGAUGAUGGACCAGCGGUAUGCCGCUGGUUCGAAUGCGGGUGCUGUGCAGGGACAGAGUGCGGAGGGCAUGUACCGACGGGAGUACGACUAG